Histoplasma capsulatum G186AR is the source of this 549-nucleotide messenger RNA. RefSeq lists its product as uncharacterized. Bases 1 to 549 code for a protein of 182 amino acids. The transcript has 3 exons. The record is from RefSeq and is a predicted model, not a curated record. NCBI's taxonomy places the organism in Eukaryota, Fungi, Ascomycota, Eurotiomycetes, Onygenales, Ajellomycetaceae.
AUGGAUUCGAUACGUACAAUUCCUUUCCGCGCCGCUUUCUCCCAAGUAAAAGCAAAACUUGUAACUCUGCAUUUUCCCUCAUGGGUCAAACGUGGAAGUCCUUGUUUUGAAACCUUUGUUCGUAAGAUCUACGCAGAAGAGAGGCAUUGGAAUGGAUCUAGAAGCGCUUUGCAAAGCUCAUCAAAGGGAUCACCCACCCCGGGAAAGGAGGAGUUGAGAACAAAGAACAUUCUACGAGGCUGGAGAGCACACUCUGGGAGCGCCAAUACUGGGAGAAGAGCCGAUCGACAAAUUGGCUGGCUUCCUUGGAAGCAAAAGCUCUCUUGUAGAUGCCGGCUGUGCCUGGGAAAAAAUCUCUACGUCAACUUGCUUGCGGAAAAUAGAAGAGACGAUAGGCGAGGAAACCAGUGGACCCUGAAUAUGUACUCAAAUAUCCAUGCCGGAUCGUUGGGAUGUAGGGACGGGCGGCAGUUGGCAGUUAGAAUACGUCUUGGGAUCGAAGAUGUUGCAUAUUUGGCAACGGACAGUCGCGGGGAUCUCGGGGAAUAA